CCCGCCGAGGCUGCGCUCAGAGAUCCGCCAGCUUCGUCCCGACGGACUCGGUAACGCACGUCAACGCGGCAUUUGCGUAGGUCGAGGCCGGGAGCUUCUCCUUGAUCCCCGGCUCCAGCACCGGGAUCGACCAGCUCAAGCAGCUCACCGCGCUCAAGAGCCAGGCGCAUAGGCUUCAUAUGUGGCUCACGCUCGGAGGAUACGACUUUUCAACCGGCUCGCGUCGGGCAUCGGAUACGGAGGGUAUCUUCGCCGACAUAGUGAAAACCUCGCAGAGUCGGCAGAAGUUCCUGACUAACCUCGCCUCCUUCAUGCAAGAGUUCGCCUUUGACGGCGUCGACAUUGACUGGCAAUGGCCAGCGGCCGGCGAUGAAUCCAAAGACUAUGCGUUACUGAUUCAGGAGAUGCGGCUGUAUUUCAACUCGCACUCGGCGACGUCGUCGGCCUGGGGUAUCUCUUUCACGGCGCCAGUCGAAAAGGAGACUCUCGCGCGUCUCGACCUCGCGACCAUGGCGGAUGCCGCCAGCUGGAUCAACCUCGUCGCCUAUGAUGCCGACAGCCAGGAUCAGAGUGUCACGCGCGCCAUGUCGGACCAGAAGUCCAUCGAGGCCGCAGUCGACGCGCUGGGCAGCGCCGGCGUCCCGGCGACCAAGAUCAACCUCGGCAUCGGCUUCUUCGGCCGCUCAUACAAGCUGGGCUCGACAUCAUGCUCCGGAGUCGGAUGUGCUGCGGCGGACGCCGGAAUCUCGGGACAAUACAGCGGGAGACCCGGCUUCAUGUCCUACGACGAGAUUAGUUCAAACCUUGGUCUCGGCAACAGCAAGGUCGAUGAAAGCACCGGCAUCAACUACCUGAGGCCUUCCUACGAAGACCGCGACUCAAUCAUCAAGAAGGUCAAAUACGCUCAAGGCAAGGGGCUUCUUGGACUCGCGGUCUGGUCCAUCGACCUAGACGAUGACGAUCACCACCUGCUGAACGCCACGUUAUACCCAGGUGGUCUGGGGAGCUUCGUGUUGACGACGGGCACCGAACAGGCCGACUCAUCCAACUACAGCUCGGUAGAGAUCAGCUCGUGUGCCUGGUCCGACUGCGGGACGUCGACGAGCCCGUCGUGCCCGCCCGGCCAGCAGGUCCUCAUGACCGACCGCUGCAACGUGGCCCCGGGAACGGGAGAGAAGCUCUACAAGGCCUUGUGCUGCCCGCUCGGACAGACCCCCGACCCGUCGACUUGCGACUGGAACCGGGUGGACGGGGGCGACUGCGGCCGGGGCUGCGCCGACGGCCAGGUCCCCAUUGCGUCGGACAAAUGGCUCAUCAAUAAGAAAGGGCAAGAGAACUACUGCUUCUUCGGCAUGGCGGACUACUGCUGCGCCACCGAGGAGUCGGGCACCGCCGUGUGCGGCUGGGAGAACAAGUGCGUGGCUAUCGUGACCAACGGGCUGCACACGUCCAGCACCAACGUCUGCUCGGCAGGCCGCAAGUUCGUCACGUACGCAAAGGACUCGCCUGUCGUCGGCGCAUGCAAGGGCGAUGAGAAGGUCAACUCCUGGGUCCCUUACUGCUGCGACCAAGACGUCGACGUGUCGUCGUUCAAGUGGUUUGGGGUCGCAGGCACAGCCGGAGACGGCUCCGACAAGUGCAACGACGCGAAGAUCUGUCCCCUGGGCAAGACCUCCAUCGCCACCUCGUACCUGGGCGCCGGAAAGGACUGCACAUACUUCCAGCAAGGGUACGCACUCUGGAGCGCCCAGGCGUUCCCCCGCGACGUCAAGCGCACGUUCUGUGCGGACCCAAACGCACUCCGAAGGGUCAUCAAGACUCUCCCGGUGCCGUUGGAGAACAUCUUCCCGCACCCGAGACCGGACACGGACGAGCAGAAGUGGCAGGUCGAGCUCGACCCGACCAUGGGCGGCGCCGAUCCCACCCCCGAGGAGAGCACCAACGCGGACAAGAACUCGUUCGGCUGGUACAUCAUGUCCGGACCGAGGACCGAGCUCACCUCGCUGGACAAGCGGGACGGAUCUCACUGGGAGCUCUUCGACUGCGAGCCGGGCGCGAACCACGAGGGUCGGCAGACCGUCAGGGCCGUGUGUACCGACAGCUCCUACGAGAGCAACUGCGGCGUCAUCCACGAGGGCCACGGAGUCGUGGGUACCGUCAUCGAGAUGCCUGCCGGUUGCGGUCCCGGGAAGUAUGCCAUGGCCGUAUCUCUCGAGCCGUCUCAUAACCAGUCGCUUCCUCGCCGUCUGGAGAAGCGAGCGGACGAGCUGGCCGACUUCGACCUCACCUUCGACUACGACUUCCCCCACCCCCCGAAGAAGCGGGCCGGCGGCUCCAAGGUCCUGCUGCGCAUCGACUACAGCGACGACCCCGGGUACUGGAGCCACAUCGUUGCCGCUGCCCCGACCAAGGUGAAGCGGUCAAGACGGGAGAUGGAGGAAGAGGUCCAAGGGACGCACGGCGGGAACUACCACCACGGUCCACGCCGGAGGACGAACUCCACGACCUGCACGCGCGUUGGUUUCCCCAAGUCGGGCGCCAUCAAAGACUGGAUCGACCGGCUGCACUACGUCGACACCGAGUACGAGCUGGUCAGGCACACGGUCAACGAGCAGUUCCGCUGGAACAUCUACGACGAGUCCGUGUCCUGCAACAUCAAGGGCGUGGACACGACGGGCUACUUCACCGCGUGGGCGGAUCUCAACGUCAACAUCCAGUCGUCGGCCCUCGUGACGCUCAUCGGAAACCUGCAGGACCUCAACUCCUUCGAAGAGUCCUACGUGCUGUUCCGCAACAGCGGCUCCGUCAAGGCGUCCAUCAACGCCGAGGCCCUCGCCCACCUCGAGUUCCUCACGGGCGAGAUAGAGCUCUUCGGCCUCGAGAACUUUGGCGGCACCUUCAGCGUGCCCGGCAUCGUCACCAUCGGGUUCCGCGACGCUGCACGGGACCGCGCGCGCGUCGACCUCACCCUCGCCGAGUGGGAUUACACGCAGCAGUACCCCGAUGCCAAUGGCGGCGCCAGCGCCGGCGCCGUGACCGCGGCCAAGACGCCCAAAUCGGCCGGCGUACGCUCGUCGGACCCGCAGUCGGCGCUGCAGGCUGCCAAAUUCUACUACGACGUGGACGCAUCUGGCGAGUUGACCUCAUCGGUGGUGCCAAAGGUCACGCUCGGCAUCGUUUUCAACGACGGCUCGGUCUCAGAUGCAUCUAUCGACUUUGGUGUCAAUGGUCGAGUGACCUUGUACGGAUCCGCUGGCCCCAGCUCCGACUCGGCGUGGCAAUACUGCUACGGCGUCAAUGGGGAUGUUGAGGUUUUUGCCCAACUGAAUGCUCCAACGCUGUUUGGUAAAAACAUCAACACGUAUUACCCAGUAUGGGGAACUGGAUUGUUCCCCAUCGUCCAACAAACCUGCGCCGCAGCCGCUUCGUCGGUCUCGGAGACGACCCCAUCGGCCCAGCCGGCCAGGCUGAUGAAGCGCGGUGACUUCAUCGGAUCGCUUAUCUGCCCUGUAUCGUCAUCGGCCUCGGACGACGUGACGCCGUGCCCCUUCUGCUGGGAGUCCUCCGCCACAACUAGCGAUGCUAGCAGCAAGAUCCGGAAGCGAUACGGCUACGUGCUGGAGGAGCGCGCCGACGAUGCUUGCCCGUUGUACGCCGACGCGAACAACCCCAGCUGCACCCUUGACGACCUCGCGACCCGCGGCACCAUUGUCCGCCGUCUGACCAGCAAGGAGGGUGUGAUCGACUACGGCGCCUCCGAGCUCGUGAUAAGCUUCGGGAAGUACGCGGACUGCAGUGACGCCAAGACGAGCAGCAACAUUCUCAAGUCGAUCAUCUUCAGCACGUCGGGCCGGCAGUGCAAUGCCAACAUGUUCAGGAGGGCCACCAUCGCCGAGGCCAGAGGCGUCAAGUUGAACACCGACCGCGUCUACGAGGCGCAGACCCUCACCCAAUUCUUCAUGUGGCUGAUGAGAGGGCCCGGCGUGACGGUCGGCAGCUACACCAUGCCGACGGUGGAAUGGGUGCUGGAGGUGUUGCUGGGUUACGACCUCCCAACGGCCCAACCGUACUCCUUCAUCAUGAACACGGCGCCUCUGGGCGUGAAAAUGGACCCGGCGACGCUGGACAUUGUCUUGAUCUGGGGUUUCGGGCGCUCCGAUGGCGUCGGCCCCUCGCCCUUCACCAAAGCACGCGGCGAGUCCCACCUGGUGCUCGUCGACGAAGCUGUCAACUCGAACAAGGGCAAGUCCAUGAGGCAGCAAAACCCAAGAGUGGUACCCGAAGCGCAAAAGGUGAACUCGUACCGGACUACAUUUCGCGAGGUCUUUGGCGUUUUUGAGUACCUCCGGUGGUCGCCCCCGAGCGGCACGGGUGGCUCGGGUCCUUUCCCCGUCGUCGAAGAACCCGUGUGGAACAAGUGGAUGCGGGUGUCCAACUGGUUCGACCUGGUGCUUUGGGAGUUAGUUUGACAACCAGUACGCCGGACACUGGAACGAAAGGGCCGGGGCUCCCGUGAACAGCCUGGGCAGCCUGGGCAGCCCUUCGCUCCGCGCCCUCUAUGCUCGAUUUAUUGAGGAUUCCCUCCUGGGCAUUGAGGAGAUGGCCGCUCUCAAGAGCAGCGAGGCCAAGACCGCCUACGAGGCAAAAAUUCAAGGGCGUCAACGCCUUUAAAAACGUGGUGUGGAGCAAUACCGACGACCCGAAUUGGUUCAACGCCGCGUUCGGCGCCGGAGGCUGGGC
Molecule: messenger RNA, 4740 nt
Organism: Colletotrichum phormii
Lineage: Eukaryota; Fungi; Ascomycota; Sordariomycetes; Glomerellales; Glomerellaceae
Product: glycosyl hydrolases family 18-domain-containing protein
Exons: 7
Coding region: 180-4469 (1429 amino acids)
Biological process (GO): carbohydrate metabolic process
Molecular function (GO): chitin binding
Source: RefSeq, a predicted model, not a curated record